AUGGUUUCCGGACUCCGCUCGUUGCUGGCAAACCUAGCAACUAGCCUUCUGGUGAUCACGCUUUUAGUAGAGGCAUCUCAGAUCAAAUCGGCCGGUCAUGCUGGAGGCGCCGCGGCCUGUGGUGAAUUAGCCUCCAAAUUCCCUUCCUUGCUCUUCCUCCCCAAUACGACUACGUAUACCUACCAAAGUCACUUGCCGUGGUCGGAAACAUGUCUGCUAUCCCCAACCUGCGUCUUUCUCCCUCAAAACGCCGCUCGUAUUGCGGCUGCACUUCCUAUCAUCCGGAAAGCACGAUCACCAUUUGCAGUGAUCAGCGUUUUGAUCUCCAUGAACCAAAUGACACAAUUGAAAUUUGCCAAUUACAGCAGCACUUUUGCUCAAGUUGAACCUGGCAAUACAUGGAAGCAGGUCUAUGACUGGCUUGAACCGUCUGGUCUGGCUGUGAACGGUGGUCGGUACGCGCAGGUGGGAGUGGGCGGGCUGCUCCUCGGGGGUGGGAUUGGGUAUUUUAGCAGUAAAAUGGGAUGGGGUGCCAACUCGGUUGUGCAGUAUGAAGUCAUGUUGGCUAAUAGCUCUGUGGUGCUUGUCAAUUGCACCUCACAUCCUGACCUCUUCUGGGCCCUCAAAGGAGGAUCGAACAAUUUCGGCAUUGUGACUCGCUACGAUCUUACCACUUUAGAGAUUGGAGAUGCAUUUUCCAACGUCAUGAUCUGGUCGUCGGAAGCCACCACACAAUGGUUUGACGCUCUCAACGCUUAUCUUGCGCCAGGCGGUGGUGUUGAAGAUGUAAAUGCUGCCAUUAUGCCCAUAGUAGCACUCACCCCCGCCGACGGCACAUAUGAGGUGAUCAAAACUCAAGUUGGAUCUUGGACCUUCCUCGCCGAGGCUUUGGAUAUACCGGCGUAUGCAGCCAGGGAUGAAAGACAACUUUUCUGGGCCAUUAGCUCCCUGCCAGAUCCCCGUGCAAUCAGCAUUGCUAAUCACACAGUGUUUGAUCGAGCACUGGUGGAUCUGAGGAAUGUCACCGGCUGCUCCAUAACUUUGAACUAUCAACCAAUUUCGAAGGCAUGGCUUGAAGCAUCGAAGGCUCUGGGUGGGGAUGCAAUCAAUUUGGACCCUCACGAUGGACCAUUUAUUGCCGGCUUGAUCGCUUCAACCUGGACGAACGAAGACGAUGAUGAGACAGUUUAUGAGUGCUCUCGAAAUGCCGCCGACUCAAUUCGCCGUCAGACUGAGGCUUUGGGUCUACACCAUCCGUUCAUAUUCUCAACGAUGCAGCCAAGGGACAACAGCCCUUUACUUCAUAUGGUGGUGGAAAGAGUUUGA
Penicillium malachiteum is the source of this 1326-nucleotide messenger RNA. Its product is annotated as FAD linked oxidase N-terminal. The record is from RefSeq and is a predicted model, not a curated record. NCBI's taxonomy places the organism in Eukaryota, Fungi, Ascomycota, Eurotiomycetes, Eurotiales, Aspergillaceae. The transcript is spliced from 5 exons. The coding region runs from base 1 to 1326 and encodes 441 amino acids. Gene Ontology annotation, molecular function: flavin adenine dinucleotide binding.